GUGAGGGAGGGAGAGAGAGAGAGAGAGAGAGAGAGAAAAAGAGGAGAGAGAGAGAGAGGGAGGACUAACAAGCUCCAGAUAAAGAGAUUGAAGCAAAGAUUUAGAUAAGCGAAAAGCUACCAUUUUUUCUUCUUCUUCUUCUUCUGCAGAUAGAGUUCAUAGUGGAGGAAUCUUUUUUCUUCUUCUCCCCUUUCUUUCAUUUCUCUACCGGUUUCCAGCCGGAGAGGGCGAUUUCUCCUUUUUUCCGGCGAUUUUAGUUAGGUUUUUCUUUUACAAAGAGAUGAGAUUAGUCUUCGGGUAUAGCUGAUUCAGGAUCGUAUCGGAUAUGGAUAGAAACAGAGAAGCCAGAAGGACCACCACCAUGGCCGCUUCCAACGGCCUCUCUAGACGUAGAUACAGGACUAGCAGUCUUCGUGACUCUCCAGAGGAUGACGGGCCGCUGGAGUUACAGGAUACGGUGAGGUUGAGAGAUCGAGGUAGCGGGAAGAAAGAUCGAGAUCGAGAUAGGGACAGAGACAGAGAUCGGGACCGCGAUAGAGAUAGAGAUCGGCUGAGCAGGAGCAAGAGGAGGAGAGCUGAUAGAUUGAUUCAUGGUGGUGGUAGCAAUAGAGAAGAUGGAGGAGAAGAUAGUUCCGAGGAGAGUGUAAAUGACGAGGAUGACGACGAAGACGACGAUGGCGGUGGUGGAGCCUCCGUCAGAAUGCUUCCUCCGAAUCCGGCCUCGAUUUUGAACCAUCGGAAGAGUUUUCCGCCGGCCAAGAGUUUUAGACCAGCUCCGUCGUGGAAGGCCGCCGAUGAAAUGAUUGGAGUGUCGGUGCCGAGAAAAGCCCGGUCAGCCUCUACGAAGAGGUCUCACGAAUGCUGGCCGGCAGCAGCGGGCGGCGGAAUGGUGACGGAGCCGGCCAUUCACCGGCAGGCUUCGACAUCUCCAGUGCGGCCUAAUCUUACGGCAAUGGCGACGCUUCAGCCUCCAGCCUCGCCGUCUUCUUCCAAUGCUCCGGUGAGGAAGAAGCUGAAGCAAACCGGACCCAAACUCCGGCCGCCCAAAUCCUCGUCGUCAAAACCAUCUUCCACGGCGCAGGAUGAGAUCGAGAUCGAGAUUGCCGAAGUCUUGUACGGAAUGAUGAGACAGCCUCAGGGUCCUCCGAAACAAGAAACUUCCACCACUGAUUCCAUGAAGUUCGAUCCUAAAUCCACAACUGAUGGGAAAUCCAGAGUUUCGUCGCCGAUUUCAAACUCUUCCUCUGCUUUACCUGCCCCUUCCAUUUUGCCUCACAAUUCUGGCUCUUCUAUCGCUCCGAUCUCUGCCACCGCACCCAAAAGGAAAAGACCGCGUCAUAUAAAGUACGACGACGAGAACACGGCGACUUUCAGCCUCCGGAAUAGCCCCAUUUCGUCCACGGCAAAAGCGGAGACGGAUCAGCCUGCCAACGCCGAGAUCCCUUCACCAAGUGUAGAAAAAGUACCAGGAUCUGCAGCUGAAAAUGGAGGAGUUUCGAACGAGUCUGGUAAUUUUCAGGCCGUACCCGCACCAUCGGAGUCCCAUCCAGAACCCAUGAAGGUAGAAACAACGACUGCUGUGUCCAAUUCAAAGCCAUUGACUGAAGAAUCGGACUGCAAAGAUUUGGGUACAAGUAAGGAAGAAGCUCAAUCUCCGCCCCAUAAGGAAUCAAAUGGCUCUAGAUUGGAAGAUAAGCGAGAGGAUAUGACAGCUACCAAAUCAAAUUCAUCCAGCUUUGAUGUUGAGAACCAGCGGGAUGAAAAGUACAAGAUAGAUCUGAUGGCUCCUCCCCCAUUACGUGCUUCUCCAGAAAGGGAUGGUGAGAUUGAUUUUGUGGCCGUAGACGCUAAACCUAUGGUCAUAGAUGCGGACACGGAAAUGAAGCCUUUGAUAAAGGAAGAAGAUAAAGGAGCAACAAGACUUGGGGGGAACAAAGAGGUGGUGAACGUGGAGUCCAAAGCAAUUCCUGAGGAAAAUGAUUCAAAGAAACCCAUUGUUGGCAAAGAUAGGAAUAUUGAUCUUCAGCUUGAUUUAGAGAAGACCACCGACAGAGAUGGCGCCAACAAGCUCCACCAGCAUGUUCCGAAACAGCCACCGCAACCUGGCUGCGAAAAGGCUGGAUCUGCACAAGCGAGCUCUCUUCCUUUGCCUAUUUCUCUACCUGGCUGGCCGAGCGGACUGCCUCCUAUGGGAUAUGUGGCGCCUCUGCCGGGAGUUGUAUCGGUUGAUGGAAGCACCUUGUCUACUGCAGCUAUGCAGCCGCCGAAUUUGCUUUUCCCUCAACCUCGGCCGAAGAGGUGUGCGACACAUUUCUACAUUGCUCGGAAUAUACUGUAUCAUCAGCAAAUUGCGAGGAUGAAUCCAUUCUGGCCGGCUGCAGCAGGUUCUGCUUCUUUGUUUGGACCCAAGCAUGGUAGCCUCAGCAUUGUGCCCUCUGCAGAUUUGCAAGGAAAUGUUCCGAAAAGUGCUGCAAAUGCAAUGCAGGAUAAGGGCCAGAGUAUUGGAAUGUUUCCGGGUCAUGCCGGGAAGGAUAAUAGGGGUUCUCAAGCUGUUAACGUUGUGGAUGCUGCUCAGAGAAAGCAAAUUUUGCUUCAGCAAGCUCUACCACCAGGAGCACCUAGUAAUAUCUUGCAUGGGCCUGCUGCUUUCAUUCUGCCUUUGAGCCAGCAACAGGCAGCCGUAGCGACUUCUGCUCGACCUGUUUCUGUGAAGUCUCCUCCUAGUGGGAAUGCUAAUAGCAAUGCUGCUUCAAAUGCCCCAAAUCCUGCCUCUGUUAGUACCUCAGCAGCUGCAGCAAUUGCUGCACCAGCAAUGAGUUUCAACUAUUCGAAUAUGCCUGGCAACGAACCGCAGUAUUUGGCCAUUUUGCAGAACAAUGGAUAUACAUAUCCAAUCCCGGCCCACGUUGGGGCGCCACCAGCUUAUAGAGGAACCCACACUCAUUCAAUGCCGUUUUUCAAUGGGUCGUUUUAUUCUUCACAAAUGCUUCAUCCUUCACAGCUUCAGCAGCAGCAGCCACCACAUCAGUCUCAUCCUAAUCAUCAGGGACUUCAAAAUGCUAAUAAUACUGCCAAUGGUUCCUCAUCUUCUCAAAAGAAUCUAUCUAAUCAGCAGCAGAGGCCACCACAUGGUAGCAGUGUCAGUGGAAACUUUCAAGGCUUUCCUCCUUCCUCCAGAAAUCAGCCAUCUCAAUCACAGCAGCCACAGCAGCAGCAGAACCAUGCCUCUCACCAAACAAGGCAGCUUGAGUCUGAGAUUGGUGGUGAAGAUAGCCCGUCCACUGCUGAUAGUCGAGUAUCUCUUUCUAACCUGAGUGUCUAUGGUCCAAAUUUUCCAAUGCCGAUGCAUACUCCAAACUUUGCUUUGAUGACUCCUGCCACAAUGGCGGCUGCAGGUGGGGGGCCUAAUGACAAGAAACAGCAGCCACAACCACAGCCGUCAGGCUCGAAAGGUCUGGAACCAUCUCAAACUAUUGCUGUGUCGUUUGCUGCUCCCAAUGGGGCGCCUUCUGCUCCUGGGCUUGACCUUGCAUCCAUAUCUCCGAACCAUCCUAUUUUCCAAAGCCUUCCUGAGAUCACCAGGCAAGGGUACCAUCAGAUCAUGGCUGCUGCUGCUGCUGCUCAGGUUGCUCAGCAGAAGAAGAAUUACCGUGUGGCUGAAGAAGGAAAAACUGCACAUUCUUCUAUUGUGGAUGACGAGAGAAAAAACAUGUCGGUAAAGACUUCAACUGUUGGACAGUCCAUUGCCUUCUCUAGAAACGAUUUAGCUGAGACAUCACUCUCCACCAUACCAGCUGGGGCUGCUGUUGUUGAUAGCUCUGCACGAACUCUUAACCUUGGUUCUACUGCUAGAGCUUCGGGUUCUGUUAUGCCCUCCGCUAUGACCGCUGUGAAUAUGUGUGGUUCUCAGCAUCAACUGCAGCGAAAUCAGCAGCAACAGCAACAGAUAAUUCAGCUGCAGAAACAGCAGCAAUAUGCAGCAGCAGCAGCAGCGGCAAGAACCAAAUCAUCAGCAACAAGUAAUGGCAAUGUUUAUGCCGAGCAUUCUCCUGCGUCUUCAAUGGCAGCAAAGUUUCCCAAUGCCUUGUCAUCUUUUUCUCAAAAUCUUGUCCAAAGUAAUAGCAACAGUCCUGCUCAAUCUCCUCAGUGGAAAAAUUCUGUGAGAACCACAUCUUCUCAGGUUCCAACCCCCUCUCUGUCUUCAUCAAACACAUCAUCCAUAAAAAAUCUUCCCCAACAGCAGGGUCGCCCACAGCAGAACCACUCUCAGAUCUCUUUUGCAGCUAACUCAAAAUCCACAACUCAAUCACAAGGGCAGCAGCCUGCAAGCAGUAAUCAGUCUCCAUCUCAUGGAAUGAUUGGUUCACCAACACAUUCUUCAAUCUCAAAGGGUGCGGGUGGGAGCCCUCGGACCGCUACUUCCAGUUCCAUGGGUCAUAAGGUUGGUCAAUCAUCUUCUUUAUCAUCACAGCAAGCGAAGAAUCCUUCAUCUAUGCCAAGCCAGAAGUCAUCUCCCGUUGGAGGGAGGAAUGUUACUUCAAUCCUUGGCAAUAAUCAAAUGAGCACUUCGAGUUCUGGAGCUAAAUUGUCCCAACAGCCACAGCAGCAGCAGCAACAUUUGCCGAAGCAAACAUUGCAGCAAGCCCAGAUGCUGUUCCCUUCUUAUAUGCAGGCCCAAGUUCCCCAUUCAAGCAGCAGUGCAACUGCUUCACCUGCAAGUGGGUAUUAUCUUCAGAGGCGUCGUCCCGAGCAGCAAUCCCAAUCGCAGGGCUCGGGAGGAACGUCCUCCAAUGGAAUGUUGUCCCUUUGCCACCCUGUUACGCUUGGAGGUAGCAGCACUACUGAUCCUGCCAAGGCGGUUGCUGCUGCUGCUGCUGCAGCUAACAACAUGAAAGGCGGUGGCUUACCGACACAGGCGAUUCUCCAUCCUGCUCAGUUUGCUGCUGCACAGUCCUCUGGCAACCCUCAUCAACUUGUACCUGCAGGCUUCCCUUACGUGCAUACUGCUGCAGUGCAAGUGAAACCGACGGAGCAAAAACAACCCGCAGGUGGGUAGGAUUAUGGCCCUUGUCCUUAGCGGAACCCAUCCAGCUCUUAUUUCGAAUUGGGACUGUAGAUUUACAAACGGAAUUUCUUGCCCAGAAGCCAACAAUGGGCAUCAUAUCUUAUGGCAGCCUGAGAAGAAAUGGAAGUUAAAAAAAAAGCGAAAGCAGCGGCACAGUCUGAAUGCUGGUCGGACUAGAACCCACAAUUUUGGGAAGCUGAGAGAGAGGAAGUGGGAAAAUUGUCCUCCAUUUGAGAUGGCUUCAGAUGUGGGUUGUUCAGUUUGUCUGUCUGGGGGGUCAGGUCUGGAUGGGGGAGCGGAAAGGCAAAUAAACAAACACAAAGAAGAAUCUUUUGAGAUACAAGGGGCAAAAAACAGCACUUUGCAGUGGCAAAAACCAACGAGAAAUGAAUGGAAUGAAAGGAGAGGAAAAAAAGCAAGAUUUCGUUUCCUUUGGGGGGGUGGGUUGUAAUGGAGGUUUCUCUUUUCUUCUUCCUAAAUAUUUGAUUUGAUGACCUUUUUGAGGUUUUAUUUGUCUCUUAAGAGCCUUAGAAACAUCAGUUUCUCAACAUAUAUAUGUGCAGUGCAGUGCAGUGAAGAGAGGGUGUAGUUGUAUGUACAUGUUUGGCACGUAUAAUGGGAUAGCCCUCAAAAUUUUUUUGAUUUAAGAAAAGGAAAGAAAAGAAAAGACAACUCAAUCAAUUUUCUUUUCUGCAAA
Momordica charantia (bitter melon) is the source of this 5762-nucleotide messenger RNA. It is a transcript of the gene TIC, whose product is annotated as time for coffee. NCBI's taxonomy places the organism in Eukaryota, Viridiplantae, Streptophyta, Magnoliopsida, Cucurbitales, Cucurbitaceae. Gene Ontology annotation, cellular component: nucleus. The record is from RefSeq and is a predicted model, not a curated record. Gene Ontology annotation, biological process: regulation of circadian rhythm.